Coprinopsis cinerea okayama7#130 is the source of this 757-nucleotide messenger RNA. RefSeq lists its product as hypothetical. Bases 467 to 748 code for a protein of 93 amino acids. The record is from RefSeq and is a predicted model, not a curated record. Lineage: Eukaryota; Fungi; Basidiomycota; Agaricomycetes; Agaricales; Psathyrellaceae. The transcript is spliced from 2 exons.
CAGCUUUCAGGUUCCCCCGCCGCCGCGCUACCCCUCCUCCUCCUCUCUAGUCGCUCUCAAGCUUUCCUCAUCCCUUCCACAAAGCACGACUAGCAAUAAUGGACUUCUUCACCACCAUCUUCGCCUCCCAGGUCGCUGACCUCGAGCCCGUUUCCGUCCCCGCUGAGGAGGAGACCGGUGGUGGCCGUGGCACUGGUGCUUACUGCACCAUUGCUUGAGCGCCUUCCCUGCGCUCCGGCUAAGUUAAUUAUGUAUUGGAUUUGAAUCGGCAUUUGGUAUAUUGCGAUACCCUGCAUUAUUCUCCCCACAUACUGCAUCAUACACGAACCACACCACCCACACCCCACCCACUCACUCACGACCAUGAACAACGACACAUACAAACCAUUCCAUUUGACAUUAACACCCACUACCACCUACCACUCACUGUCCUUUACCCCCCCACUGGUACCCCAUUCAACCUACUAUGACCAACCAACCAAUAUCACACCAUCGUACCUCGCACACACUCAUUCCUCUUUAUUUCGAGUUUUCGCUUCUGGAAUCACACGCAUUUGCAUUAUGUAUACCACCGCAUUACCAUGAAUUCGUUCUUUGGAGCCAUUUACAUUGGGCAUUUAUUUUGGAGAUUAGUUACACAGUUCGGAUUUGGUUCGGAUUUGAGCUGGCCUGCCAGUGUGUUGCUAUAGUAUGUACUUGUACUGUGUACAGGAGUAGUACAUCGUCUGGAAUCUGGAUUGAUGAUUGAGAUUUAUAA